AUGUCGAUGGCGCAGGUGUGCUGUGACUCGGCCGCAGCGGCGACGGCGGCACCGGUGGUCGGGGCGGAGGCAGAGGCGAGGGCCCGGGCGCGCGCCGAGAGGCCGCGCCGGGCCGCGGAGGCCGGGAGGUGGAAGCACGCGGCGGCGGCCGCUGGUGGCACGGCCGACGCCACGAGGAAGCGGAGCCUCGAGGCCGGGGAGCUGCUCGUGGCGCGGAAGCACGGGGCGGCGUCGGUGGCCGGCCGCAGGAGGGAGAUGGAGGACGCCGUGUCCGUGCGCGAGGCGUUCGCCCUCGCGGAGGCCAAGGCCGACGGCCACGGCGGGAGGCGCGACUUCUACGGAGUGUUCGACGGCCACGGCUGCUCGCACGUGGCCGAGGCGUGCCGGGACCGGAUGCACGAGCUGCUCACCGAGGAGCUCGCUGUCGUCGCCGAUGACGCACGUGGCUCCGCGGCGGCCUGCUGGACUGCGGCGAUGGAGCGCAGCUUCGCGCGGAUGGACGCCGAGGUGAUGUCGGCCGCCGCGGCCAGCGGCGCCUGCCGCUGCGACGCGCACAAGUGCGACCACGUGGGGUCCACCGCCGUGGUGGCCGUGGUGGAGGAGCGCCGCGUGGUGGUGGCCAACUGCGGCGACAGCCGCGCCGUGCUCUGCCGUGGCGGGGACGGCGCGCCGCCGCUGCCGCUGUCGUCGGACCACAAGCCCGACCGGCCCGACGAGCUGGAGCGGAUCGAGGCCGCGGGCGGGCGCGUCAUCUUCUGGGAGGGCGCGCGCGUGCUGGGCGUGCUCGCCAUGUCCCGCGCCAUCGGGGACGGCUACCUCAAGCCGUACGUGUCGUCCGUGCCCGAGGUGACGGUGACGGACCGGUCCGACGGCGACGAGUGCCUCAUCCUGGCCAGCGACGGGCUGUGGGACGUGGUCAGCAACGAGGACGCGUGCGAGGUGGCGCGCGCCUGCCUCCGCAGGGGCCGCGCCAAGUGGUGCGCCGAGGCCGCCGCGCUGCUCACCAAGCUGGCCCUCGCGAGGCGCAGCUCCGACAACGUCUCGGUCGUCGUCGUCGAUCUCCGCAGGAGGAAUCGCUCCUAG
Molecule: messenger RNA, 1083 nt
Organism: Miscanthus lutarioriparius
Lineage: Eukaryota; Viridiplantae; Streptophyta; Magnoliopsida; Poales; Poaceae
Source: the annotation of a GenBank genome assembly